Messenger RNA from Nicotiana tabacum (common tobacco), 3140 nucleotides. RefSeq names its product serine/threonine-protein kinase WNK8-like. The record is from RefSeq and is a predicted model, not a curated record. Gene Ontology annotation, molecular function: protein kinase activity; ATP binding. NCBI's taxonomy places the organism in Eukaryota, Viridiplantae, Streptophyta, Magnoliopsida, Solanales, Solanaceae. Gene Ontology annotation, biological process: protein phosphorylation.
UCCACUUGCCCUUGUUAAUAACCUACCCUUUCCUUCCUUCUCUCCAACUUUUUCGUUUUGCCCUUUCCAUCCUUUAUCCCAUUAAUCUUUUCUCAUCUAUAUUUAUUCUUUAACAUAAAAAGACUAGUGUUGGCUUAAAAUCCUUUAAUUGUUUUUUGUUAGAAGAACUUGAGAAAGAGAAAAGAGGUGUGUGUUGAAUGAAGAACACAUCAAGAAAUUCGUGGUAUAAUGGAGAGUGGUGUUAUGGUCGUGAAUACAAGAUUGUUGUCCUCGUUAAUGUCGACAUCUAAUACAAUCUGCAUGUCAUCGACUUCUAAUAAUUUUGUCGAUCAUAAUAAUGCCCUUAUUGCUUCUAUUCUCAAUUCCCAAGGCCGAUUCCGACGACAAAAAAUGUUCCACCAACACACGUUCGACAUUAUCUUCCUUGUGUGUUUCUUCCUACGUGGCCUUUUGGGACAUGCAAAAACGUCACCUUUUCUUGAAAAAAUCCUUGUCUGCCUUUGAAUAUUAUUAGGUUGUCUGUUUGGCUUGUCUUUGUUCUUGUCUUUUUUUCUCCCUUUUCCUUUCCUUCUUCUUCUUCGUUGUCUUCUCUUGUUGCUUUUUGGUUGUUGAACAGAAUGAUUUCCGGGGCUGGAAUUGGAAUUGGGAAUGGGGACCCUUUAGGAUGUUGUACAAAUAACAAAGGCGGAUCUAAUGGAUGGACUAAUGAAGCACACUACUUGCAAAAUGACUACGUUGAGAAAGACCCCAAUGGUCGAUAUGUUCGGUAUAAUGAAGUAUUGGGCAAGGGAGCAUUCAAGACUGUCUAUAAGGCAUUUGACUUACUUGAGGGAACUGAAGUUGCAUGGAGCCGAGUGAAAAUCGAUGAUGUGUUGCUGUCACCAGAAAGUUUGGGAAAAUUAUAUUCAGAGGUUCAUCUUCUGAGACAGUUGAAACAUGAAAAUAUAAUGAAGUUAUAUGAUUCAUGGAUUGAUGACAAGAAGAGGACAGUUAACAUGAUCACCGAGCUCUUCACAUCCGGGAACUUGAGACGAUACCGUAAGAAGUAUCAAAGUGUCGAUAUGAAGGCUAUAAAGAAUUGGGGAAGGCAGGUUCUCCAAGGUUUGGACUAUCUCCAUAGUCAGAACCCGCCUAUAAUUCACAGGGACUUGAAAUGCGACAAUAUUUUUGUCAAUGGAAAUCAUGGGGAAAUCAAGAUUGGGGACCUUGGAUUGGCGACGAUUAUGGAGCAGCGUACUGCCAAGAGUGUUAUUGGGACCCCCGAAUUUAUGGCCCCAGAGCUCUACGAAGAAGAGUAUAAUGAACUAGUGGAUAUAUAUUCCUUCGGAAUGUGUAUGCUGGAAAUGGUAACUUUUGAGUACCCUUACAGCGAGUGCAAGAAUCCUGCUCAAAUUUACAAGAAAGUUAGCUCAGGCAUUAAACCUGCUUCCCUCGGCAAGGUUACUGAUUCUGAAGUCAAAGGAUUCAUCGAAAAAUGUUUGGUUGUAGCAUCCGAGAGGUUGUCAGCCAAGGAACUCCUGAAAGACCCGUUUCUUCAAUGUGAAAACUUGAAGGAGUCGGUCCAUAAUCCAUUUCAGUUACCUAAACAAUGUCCUAAAUCUUUGAGUUUGUCGAAACCUUUGCCACAUUCCAUGGAUGUGGAUUCAGAGUAUAACCAAUCUAUGUGUACAGACUCUAAUUGUGGAAGUCCUCGUGUUCCGGUUUUGGAAUUCCAGAGAUGUCAUCAGAACAAUGAAUUUAAAUUAAUGGGGAAGAAGAAUGACGAUAACUCAAUUUCAUUGACCUUUCGAAUCAGAGAUCCUGCUGGUAGUAUAAGAAAUAUACACUUCAUUUUCUAUCUUGAUACAGACACUGCACCUUUAGUUGCGGCAGAGAUGGUUGAACAACUGCAGCUAGCUGAUCAUGACGUAGCUUUUAUUGCUGACUUUAUUGAUUACCUAAUAAUGAAGAUAUUUCCAGCUUGGAAUCCUUCCUCUGGAGACCAUUCUAGCGGAGGGAGAAGUCCAAGCAAACAACUGCGAGAAAGUUGCCUAACAGACUUGACCGGUUGCUCGAACAAGUCCAUAGGUCACCAAGAUGUUAUUUCUGACUUCAAUGUGGAAACUCAUGUAAUUGCUCGAACUAAUGAAGGUGAUAUGUAUGUGAAUUCAGAUGGCACUUCUCAUCAUGUUACAUUUGAUUCGCCAACGCAUUUGGUGCCCGUUGAUGAUGAAAAGUCUCAAGGAUCAGUUGUUUCUAAGAUUACGACUGCAAAUGCUGAUAUUAGGAAUGAGAAUUCGUUUGGAUGCUUCGACGAUCAUGUUAAUGAUGGAGUUUCUAAAAGUUGUAGUACAAGCAUCUCGGAGAUGGAUUUCAGGUACUUGUUCCACGACGAAUGCACAAUGCAGGAAAACGAUGAUGAUACAUUAAAUGAAUAUGGGAAGGAUUCAGAGCUGACUUAUAUAGAUAUCGACAGAAUUUCUAGAGGCAUGAGCUUGUCGAGUAGUUCUUUUUCCUCCUUGGUUGACAAAGAUGAGGAUACAGAGCUAAAAUUGGAGCUCAAAGCAAUUGAAUUGCAGUAUCAGGAGUGGUUUCAAGAACUCUCAAGAAUGAAGGAAGAGGAACUAGAAACUUGCACGAAGCGAUGGACGACUAAGAAAAAGUUGGCAGAAGGUCACGGGUUCAAGCCGCGGAAACAGUCUAUUGCAGAAAUGCAGGGUACGGCUGCAUAUAUUAAACCCUUUGCGCUUAGCGGGAGUUUAGUGCACCGGACUGCCCUUCUUGCUAUGCGUAACUUUAUAACUUGAAUCCGUGGAGGAUCUUGGUCACGUUUUAGACAUAAUGGAAAUCAUUUUAUAGGCGGAUAUUUGAGUAUGUGAAGAUCAUAUAAACCUAUAUAACUUUAGAUAGUUGUAUAGUUUUGUUUGUUCCAAUCUUGGCUUUGUUUUCUCUUUUUCUUUUCUUUUCUUUUUAUAAAUUAGCCACAGCUUCCCCCGUUCUUUGCAAGGAUGCAAAUGUCACGACAAUUUAACUUGUAAAUAUAUAUGAUUGGUCCUUAAUUUCUAAUCUGCAGUCUGUUGCUGGUUGUAAAAGAAGUAAGCGUGGUUCAUUAGGCUUACCUGUACGUUGCUAAUGGUUGUAUAUGGUUUUGGUUGGAUCCA